CAGGUGAAAGAAGAGCAGCAAGAACCAGAACAUCCCUGGAAAAAAGAGGAAACCAUGGAGCUCCCCAUAGGUGAGCAUGAAGAGCAGCUUGUUCUGAAGUAGGAGAUUGAACAGAAACCUUUCCCAUGUUUGACAUGUGGAGAAACAUUUCUGAAAAAAGAACAUUUAAUGGAUCACACGGGAAUUCACACAGACCACCUUCAGGAUUAUGUUGGAAAAGAGGAGGAUGUCUCUGACCAGCAGCUCUGUGAACAGGAGAGGAAUUCCAGUUUGAAGCAAGAGGAACCAGAAGCUUUGCAGAUAAAAGAAGAGCAGAAAGAACCAGAACAUUCCUGGACAAAAGAGAAAGCCAUGAAACUCCCCAUAAGUGAGCAUAAGGAGCAGCUUGUUCUGAAGCAGGAGGCUGAAGAUAUAGGGGAGAAACCUUUCCCAUGCUUAACAUUGGGAGAAAACUUUAUGAAAAAAGAACAUUUAAUAGAUCAUAUCAGAAUUCACACAGGUGAGAAGUCUUUUCAAUGUCUGUCCUGUGGAAAAAGCUUCACCUCUAAUUCUGAGCUUGAUAAACACUUCAGAAUUCACACAAGUGAGAAACCUUUUUCUUGUAUGAUUUGUGGCAAAAGUUUUACUUUUAAAAGUCAUUUGACUAAACACAUGAGAAUUCACACAGGUAAGAAGCCUUUCUCCUGUACCAUUUGUAAAAAGAAUUUCACUGAAAAGGCUAGUUUGACUUCUCACAUGAGAAUUCACACAGGUGAGAAACCUUUUUCCUGUCCCAUUUGUAAAAAGAAUUUCACUCAAAAGAGUAGUUUGACUUCUCACAUGAGAAUUCACACAGGAGAGAAACCUUUUUCCUGUCUCCUUUGUAAAAAGAAUUUCACUCAAAAGGGUAGUUUGACUUCUCACAUGAGAAUUCACACAGGUGAGAAACCUUUCUCCUGUACCAUUUGUAAAACGAAUUUCACUAGAAAGGGUCAUUUGACUUCUCACAUGAGAAUUCACACAGGAGAGAAACCUUUCUCCUGUACCAUUUGUAAAAAGAAUUUCACUCAAAAGGGUAGUUUGACUUCUCACAUGAGAAUUCACAUAGGAGAGAAAACUUUCUCCUGUACCAUUUGUAAAAAGAAUUUAACUAAAAAGGGUAGUUUGACUUCCCACAUGAGAAUUCACACAGGUGAGAAACCUUUCUCCUGUACCAUUUGGAAAAAAGUAUUUUACUGAAAAGGGUAGUUUGACUUCUCACAUGAGAAUUCACAGUGGUGAGAAACCUUUUUCCUGUCCCAUUUGUAAAAAGAAUUUCACUCAAAAGGGUAGUUUGACUUCUCACAUGAGAAAUCACACAGGUGAGAAACCUUUCUCCUGUACCAUU
Messenger RNA from Cyprinodon tularosa, 1366 nucleotides. RefSeq names its product gastrula zinc finger protein XlCGF8.2DB-like. Gene Ontology annotation, molecular function: RNA polymerase II cis-regulatory region sequence-specific DNA binding; DNA-binding transcription factor activity, RNA polymerase II-specific. The transcript has 3 exons. Bases 169 to 1218 code for a protein of 349 amino acids. The record is from RefSeq and is a predicted model, not a curated record. Gene Ontology annotation, biological process: regulation of transcription by RNA polymerase II. NCBI's taxonomy places the organism in Eukaryota, Metazoa, Chordata, Actinopteri, Cyprinodontiformes, Cyprinodontidae. Gene Ontology annotation, cellular component: transcription regulator complex; PcG protein complex.